UGUGUGAUUGGGAUGGAGUUUUAAUUUUCAGUGUGAGACCGAGAGAGAGGUCUCCGUCAAGAAAUCAUCAACAUCCAUCCAACAUCCGUCCAAGGGGAUGGAUUCAUCAAUAAAUAAUUAUAAUAAGAAUAGUAAAAGUGUAAAUUUGCCGUGUGUGUGUGUAUGUGGACGGAAAAUAAGAUAAAUUUUAGUAUUAAAGACUAGGUAAAAGUGGGUGGACUUAAAGACGGAAUUAUGACACUUGGUGGCCAGCACUCCCAGUCAGAGUCCGUCAUGUUGGCUUACAACAAACGGAAAGCGCAGUUGGACCGAUGGAAGGAAUCGGAAACGGAUAAGGAGAGUCAUGAAAUCAAAAAUCGACCUAAACGGGUCAAGUUCGCGGAUAAGUGUAUUUUCCAAGCGGCAUGUGCAGCCAAUGAUAAGUUGCAAGUGGCUAAAAUGAUCAAAGAUGGGUAUGAUAUCAAUGCCGUGGAUGAGGAUGGGAUCACUGCGCUUCAUCAGGCCUGUAUUGAGGACAACUUGGAAAUGGUUGAGUUUUUGCUCAAGCAUGGUUCCGACGUCAAUAUAAGUGACAACGAAGGCUGGACUCCUCUCCAUGCUGUGGCUACCUGCUGUUACGUCUCUAUCGCCAAAGUGCUACUUGAACAUGGCGCGAAUGUCACUGCGCUAAACAACGACUGCAGUAUACCGCUAGAUAUUUGUAAAAGCGACGAAAUUAGAGAAAUAUUCAUCCAGGACAUCAACGCCAAAGGAAUCGAUUUGAAGGAGGCCAGACGAGGUGAAGAACUGCGAAUGGUAGAAGACGUCAAGCGCUGGUCCAGCAAUGGUUAUUCCGAAGAACCCCAUCCAAUUACUGGUGCGACGGCGCUUCACGUUGCCGCAUGCAAAGGUUACAUCAAAGUUCUAGAUCAAAUUAUCAAAGCCGGUGCGAAUAUCAAUGUAACAGAUGUCGAUGGUUGGACUGCAUUACACGCUGCGGCACACUGGGGUCAGAAAGAAGCAUGUGAAAUUUUAUUAGAAAAUAACUGCGACACUUCAAUUAAAGAUAGCUGUGAUCAAACAGCGCUAGAGAUUGCUGAUAGUAGUGUCCUUCCAGUGUUUGAACAGUUCAAAAGAAAGCGUGACAUUAAUAAAAACUUGGAAAAAACUACGACCAAUAUCCACUUAGUCGGCCCAGUGAUUCAAAUCCAACGAAAACCAACCGAGAAAGACAAACUUCGAAAGGAAGAGCCUGUAAAAAUCAUCCAAAGCGAUACGGAAAUGACCGAGUCAAAUCAAGCCCUUCUACCAGAACAUAAAUCUGCUGCUGAUUUUGGAGAAAAAUCGAAACCUCUAGCAGCCAAUUUAUUGCCUCCUUCCCCGAUUUCAACCUCAACAGCCCAAAUAAUACCAACGACGUCGUCAUCAACUGAUACAUUCGUUACCACUGCGCUUCAAACGUACCCUACUGGACAAGGAGAGGAGAGUAUGAUGACAUCAGAAGAAAAUUCUCCAUCCUGGCGACGCACUAGUUCGCUGCGUAGUAAAACUAUAACUGUCCCCGGUGAAGAAGUUGUAAAGGAGAAACUACCUGUGCGGCGAACGAAAGCGGAAUUAAUUUCCACGACUGAUACCAGUUUAAGACGGGCGUACAGCUUUGAGUCUGAUCCCAAAUUCUAUACAAGACUGCGAGAUGCGCGGAAUCGAAUUAAGGCUAGCAAUUCCUCUGCAUUGUCUACUAAUACAGCGAUUCUCGAGCACAUUCCAACCGUAACCUCUCCCACUACUGCUAGUCGCAUCCUUCCACCAACAAUCCCUACUCAUCCGAGUUCCCCACUACUACCAACGUCUUUUAACGAAAUAACCUCAUCAACUGAUCUUUGUACUACGAACAAUAAUAACCAGUGUGCUCUAAUUACCUCCAAAUUGCAAGAAGGGUUCGAGGGGGGAACUGUGCCCACUCGCUUUACUCAAAACAGGACUAAGGACGCAGAUACUGUCAAUGCAACGACUACCGGCUCGCCAAGUCUGCCAAAUCGUGGAUCUCAGCAAGAUGUGAAAGUCAGAAGCAGCAAUGAUGGGCAUAUUGUAUAUGGAAGUGCCAAAGUUCCUGGUCCAGUUUCCAAAUUCAAGCAGUUUCUAUUCAAGUUGGGCGAUUGGGAUGACUUAAGUCAAAACCAAAAUCUAAUUCUCGUAUCAGGAUCGUUUGUUCCUCCUACUCGUGACGAAGAAUCAGAAACACAGCGAAAAGCCCAUGCAAAACGUGUUAGAGAAACAAGAAGGUCGACCCAGGGCGUUACGCUGGAGGAAUUAAAAUCUGCCGAACAGUAUGUUAAAAACAGCUUAUUAGGAACCGCCGCCGUAGCAUCGACGGAGCAGGCUACAACUCCUGUUCCUACACCAGUACCUGCAAUUGUACCCACUUCUCGUAAAGAGGAUGAAGCCAGCGUUGAAAGACGCCCGUCCUGGCGAUUACGAAUUGACGAAACGGAUCCCAGUAAAUUUUCUCUCGAGGACACGAGAAGUUUGCCCCCUACUAAAAACAGUGGCUCUGGUCCUGAUAUGGCCGUCCAACGCAGUUCCUCUCUGAGAAAUAGAGUGGCGAGUAACCGAAGUGAACACGGCGUUCAUGGCAAACCUCCAAAGCCUCCGGAAGGCACUGAAAUGCAAACCAACAAGAACGUGACGGAGGAUGAGAAAGAGAAAGACAUGAAAAACUCUGGGGCUCAAGGGGCAAUCCUUCGAAAGAAGAAGACAAAGCGACGUUCGACCGGAAUUGUUCAAUAUAAUCAGGAUGGGACCGAGAUCUCUCAGGCAAUAUCUAGCAGUGACAUUGAGGUUGGGUCCGGACCUUCCAGUGACCUUGAUCAGCCACAGGAUUCUUCGAAAAGUGAGAACGGCGUCAACAGCGCUAUCAAUUACAGAAAGUUAUACGAAGAGGUUCUGAAGGAAAAUCAGUUGCUAAAAGGCCGUCUUACCAAAGCAGAGGAAGACAUGACAGAUUUAAAAGUAAAAAUGGAACGCGUAUCUCUCACACCCCGAAUUACAUCCGAAGAUGCUGAUCGAAGAGAAAAAAGGGCGUUGGAACGUAAAUUAUCCGAAAUGGAAGAAGAACUCAAGCAAAUUCAAAAGUUGAAGUUGGACAAUGAGAAGUUGAAAGCAGAGAAUCGGGCCUUAACCCGAGUAGUUUCCAAGUUGAGUGGUGCUAGCGCUGGCGCUCGACUCAACUCCGACUCCGCUACUCCUACAGGAAAUGGUCCAAAGGGAUGAGAUUUUGCAGCGCUGUUAACUUAUUACUAUCUUCAACAGGAUUGCAUUAUGUCCAAUAUCCAAUAGGAAUCCAGAAUUUUCAGGACAGAAAACCAGAAGCUUCGAGAUGAGAACGGAGCACUGAUUCGAGUCAUUAGUAAACUAUCAAAGUAACCUAUCCCUGUAUUGCGAAUGUGUUAGAUAAACGUAUCACGAAGUAACCUUUAGGAAGGAGGAGAGAUGGCACAAAAUUUAUUGUGAGAUUUACCCAACAACCAACCAAUGAUCUACCUUGUAUUACUUAAACUAAACCUAACUAACGGUAUUAUCAGGUUUUUAUCCAUGUUUGCCAAUUUCAGGAUCAAUUUCAUGAAUGCAACUGUUUUUAAGUAAAUUAAACAAAUUUUAGUCCGUGAUUGCGAUCUGCGAGUGUUUUAUUGUGAAUGAAAUAUGAAAUGAAAUAAUUUUUGAAUGUGGUAGACUGAUUUUAAUUUAUCUCCAGUUCUUCCAUAUAUAGUCCAUGUCCACACAUGCACACACAUAUAUAUACAUGAUGUGGAUGUAUGGUUUUUAUAAUAGAGACAGAAUACCAAAAGCCUUCAAUAUGUGUGCCUACCUACAAGCAAAAUGGGGCCCAGUAACGCAUUCUUCGUGUCUUCGUAUUUUAAAAAAAUCACUGAUCUUAAUAUUAGUUCUUUUAUGCAAAAGAAUGUCAACUUUUGUACAAUAUUGGCUAGUAGGAUAUUUAUGUUUUUAAACCACCGAGUACUAAUUUUAGCAAAUCAAAGUUUCAAACCGCAAUAAAAAAAACUUUGAAUAAAUAGUUUACAGUAA
Molecule: messenger RNA, 4062 nt
Organism: Folsomia candida
Lineage: Eukaryota; Metazoa; Arthropoda; Collembola; Entomobryomorpha; Isotomidae
Product: protein phosphatase 1 regulatory subunit 12B
Exons: 22
Coding region: 235-3249 (1004 amino acids)
Cellular component (GO): cytoplasm
Molecular function (GO): phosphatase regulator activity; protein kinase binding; enzyme inhibitor activity
Source: RefSeq, a predicted model, not a curated record